Acanthochromis polyacanthus (spiny chromis) is the source of this 6681-nucleotide messenger RNA. RefSeq names its product carnitine palmitoyltransferase 1A2b (gene cpt1a2b). Bases 209 to 2575 code for a protein of 788 amino acids. Gene Ontology annotation, cellular component: mitochondrion. NCBI's taxonomy places the organism in Eukaryota, Metazoa, Chordata, Actinopteri, Pomacentridae. Gene Ontology annotation, biological process: fatty acid metabolic process; carnitine metabolic process. The record is from RefSeq and is a predicted model, not a curated record. The transcript is spliced from 19 exons. Gene Ontology annotation, molecular function: carnitine O-palmitoyltransferase activity.
CAUGAUCCAGCCAUCCAGACAAUGGAUGGAUGGAUUCUAUUCUACGCCUACAUUCCUGCAGCACAUUUCCGGGUCAGAGUGGCUCCUCUGUCGAGUCCCCCUAUCUGUGCGGUGAUUCUACUGGAGCUUUUACUCCGAGGCGGCGGCACAUCAGCGGCUCCGCGUCCAACUUCUCACCGAGAAAACAUCCACGAAACACACCUCAGCAAUGGCGGAGGCCCACCAGGCAGUGGCGUUCCAGUUCACCAUCACACCAGAGGGUAUCGAUCUGCAGCUGUCCUAUCAGGCCCUGAAUCAGAUCUACCUGUCCGGAGUGCGAUCCUGGAAGAAAAGAGUCAGCCGAAUCCGGAACAGGGUGAUAAAGGGAGUGUUCCCUGCCAGCCCUUCCUCCUGGCUCUUCGUCGCCAUUGGAAUACUGGCCACCAUGUACAUGCAGUCAGACCCCAGCAUGGGGCUCAUCGCCAAGAUCCAGCAGCACCUGCCGCUCAGUCUCCACGUGUCCCUCAGUGCCCAGGGUCAGACCAUGUUGUCAGCGCUGGUCUUCAGCACUCUGCUGUGGCUCUCCCUCAUCCUGGCCCUCAGGUUCUGCCUCAAACUGCUGCUCUCCUACCAUCAGUGGAUGUUCGAAAAGCACGGCCGGAUCUCCAACACCACCAAAGUCUGGGUGACUCUGGUGAGGUUGUUUUCAAGCAGGAAGCCUUUGCUGUACAGCUAUCAAACCUCUCUACCUCACCUGCCUGUUCCUCCCAUCAAAGACACACUGAGCAGGUACUUGGAGUCAGUGCGUCCCCUGUUGACUGAUCCAGAAUUUAAACGGAUGACAGAUCUGGCCAAUCUCUUUGAGUCUAACCUGGGGAACCGCCUGCAGCGCUACCUGAAGCUUAAAGCUCUGUGGGCCACCAACUAUGUGAGCGACUGGUGGGAGGAAUACAUCUACCUGAGGAGCCGAAGCCCCAUAAUGGUCAACAGUAACUACUAUGGCAUGGACUUUCUGUACGUGACCCCGACUGCUGUGCAGGCGGCCAGAGCAGGAAACACCAUCACUGCCUUGUUGCUUUACCGCCGCAAAGUCAACCGAGAGGAACUCAAACCAAGUCGUGUUCCAGGUACUGUCAUCCCUCUGUGUGCUGCUCAGUGUGAGAGGAUGUUCAACACGACACGCACACCAGGAACUGAGACUGAUGUGCUCCAGCACUGGCAGGACAGCGAGUUUGUGGCCGUCUACCACAAGGGGCGCUUUUUCCGCCUGUGGGUCUACCGGGCAGGCCGGCUGCUGUCUGCCAGGGAGCUUGAGUACCAGAUCCAGAGGAUCCUGGAUGACACUUCACCCACACUACCUGGAGAGGAAAAACUUGGAGCUCUUACUGCAGGAGACAGGAUUCCUUGGGCUCAGAUGAGGAAGCAGCACUUCAGCUCUGGUGUCAAUAAGCGAUCCCUGGAUGCCAUCGAGAGGGCAGCCUUCUUCAUCACCUUAGACGACGAGGAGCAAGGCAUGAGGGGAGACGACCCCGCAGGAAACUUGGACCGCUAUGCCAAGUCUCUGCUCCAUGGGAAAUGUUACGACAGGUGGUUUGAUAAAUCUUUCUCCAUUGUGAUCUACAAGAAUGGGAAGAGCGGACUGAAUGCAGAGCACUCCUGGGCCGAUGCACCAACGGUGGCUCAUCUUUGGGAGUUCACCCUGGCCACAGAUGCCUUCCAGCUGGGCUACACUGAAGAUGGUCACUGUAAAGGAGAGGUGGAUCGUUCACUACCCCACCCUCAGAGGCUCGUCUGGGACAUCCCCUCAGAGGUUCAGGCUCAGGUCUGCUCUUCUCUGGCUGUUGCCCAGGCGCUGGCUGAGGACGUGGACUGCCAUGUGUUUCCCUUCAGAGAGUUCGGAAAAGGACGGAUCAAGAAGUGUCGGAUCAGCCCCGACGCGUUCAUCCAGAUCAGCUUACAGCUGGCAUACUACAGGGAUCGUGGUGGUUUCUGUCUCACGUACGAGGCAUCGAUGACCCGUCUGUUCAGGGAGGGCCGGACGGAGACAGUGCGAUCCUGCUCCAAUGAGAGCUGUGCCUUCGUCAGAGCUCUGGAGACUGCAGAGGGAGAGGAACAAUGCAGACGUCUCUUCAGACUGGCUUCUGAGAAGCACCAGAACCUUUAUCGAAUGGCGAUGACCGGAGCUGGAAUUGACAGACACCUCUUCUGCCUCUAUGUGGUCUCUAAAUACUUGGGGGUGGAGUCACCUUUUCUCAAAGAGGUUUUGUCUGAGCCUUGGCGCCUGUCCACCAGUCAGACCCCCGUUCAGCAGAUAGAACUGUUCGACCUGAAGAACAACCCAGACUACAUCUCGCUCGGUGGAGGAUUUGGACCCGUUGCUGAUGAUGGUUAUGGGGUUUCAUACAUCAUUGUGGGCGAGGACAUGAUCAACUUCCACGUGUCGUCCAAGCACUCCUGCAGUGAGACGGACUCCCACAGGUUUGGAGUUCAGAUCAGCAACGCUCUCCAAGACAUCAUGGCUCUCCUCUCAGCUGACACCAAAACGUCUUCAUCUCACAAAGGCGCCGCCCAGCCCCAGAGCAAGAAGCAGCUAUGAAUCCACGUUAUUCCCCCGAAGAACCUGUCACCCUGAUGAGAAAGUAUAAUCUGACUGUCAAAGGUGAAUUUAAUGAGCUAAAUCAAAGGGAAAUGUCAGUUACAUAAAAGUUACUCAGCUAUUGGCUCUUUGCACCACAACAAACAAUCAACAGCCACACCUGUGGCCUCGCUUUCCCGCCACGUCUGAAUGUCAUGAUUGGCAUUCUUUCACUGAAAAGGCAUGAAGUUCAAAGCCGUUUCUGCGUGACCGGGCUCAAUCAAAGCUGCCUGGCAGCUGUUUCGAAGCAACACACACCUUUGUUUGAUCUCCGCUUUUCUAGUGUGUAGUUUUUGUAUUUAGUUUUGAUAAAUGCUGCAGAAUGCUUCUAGUCCUUAUUUUCUCUGAGGAUAUGAAACCUGUAACGGGCAAUUUUUAAGAGAGAUGGGGCAAAGGUCGUCGUUUAAGAAGGAAGUCUUUAGAAGCAGGACGUCUCUGACAGUAAGUGAUUAAGAGAUCCUACAUCUUAAUCAAAGUAACAUCAUUUAUUACAAUUCUAUGUUCAAGUUUAGUGGAAAGAGGAAGGCAAAAAGGGAGGUCCGACCAAAUUAGACCCGUUUAUUUGUUGUCAUUUGAUCUGAUGUGUUUGACGGGACGUGAGGUUUACGAGUUAGAAAGUCUCAGUCUGAUCUUUGAGAACUUCAAGUUGUUUCACUUGAUGUUCAUGUGAAAGUUUUAUGCAUCACCUGAUCUCUGGAUGAGCAGCCUGAAUCGAUACGGAACGUUUCAGGUCAGUAGUUCAGCUGCUGAUGCAAUAAACUGUGUAAACUGUGCAGAAAUGUACUCCACCAAUCAAAGGUUUGGACACACCUUCUCCUCAUCCGAUGCUUUUUAAUACUGAAGAUUAACACUUCUUUGUUUACAACAUAAUUCCGCAUGUAUUCUUUUAUAAUUUUGUCGUCUUCUGUAUUAAUCUAAAGUGUAGAAAAUAAAGAAAAGCCACUGAAUGAGAAGGUGUGUCCAAACGUUUGACUGGCAGUGUAUUUGUCCCACCUACCGAUCUACCUUAGAGCUGCCACAACACAUCAUCAUUUUCUUUUUAAUUAUUGUAAAUCCUGUUUUUUACGUCCACAUUUGCUUCUGUGGCACCGGUAUCACAGGACUCCACAGUGCUAUGAAAGAUGAAAAACUUGCCGUGCUUUGAUCAGGAUUUAAUGUGAAUCCAUGAAGUAGAGGUGGGGUAACAGAGUAGGUCACCAUGUGAGGCCAUCCUGGUUUGUUAGCCAGCGAUUUAGCAAAACUCAACAUAUUCCAAGACUAGACUCUACGAUGCAUCAUGAUAGCAGCAAAAAGCAGGAAUUCUGUAUUCAUUGGCAGGUCAGUCAAUUAGUGUCAGUCUCCUCAUCUUCGUCAUCAUAUGUUUAAGAAGUGACACCACAAGGAGUUGAUAUUUGGUGCCAGUAUAGUGAUGAUGUAUCUCAACAGGAAGCAAUAUAAGAUGUGUUGACAUUUUUGUUUUAUGUCUUAUUCCCACCGUAAAGUAACUAUAAAUGUGGACAAGAAAAAGAAAGAUUUUUUUUCCAGAGUUGAAUCAUAAAGAAGGCACUCAAGUACCUCAGAUUUGUACCUGUACAGAGCUGGUGAGUGACGUGAAGUGAAAAAACUGGUUUCCUUCUUGAGGUUCAGCGUGGAUGUAAAUGAAUCUUCUUGAAACUCGAAGCAGCCACAGAUGUCUUUGAGCUCCUGCUUCACAUGCAGAGAUUUCUGAUGUUUUUCAGCAUCUCUGUGUGCCAGCUGGAAGACCUCCAACCAUUCUGAGUGCUUUCAGAGCCGCAUCGAACAAUACUCAUGUGGAAACCGAAAGCGAAAUGAUGAAAGGCCGUCCGAGCCACUGCUUUGGAUUUGGUUUUAUCGGUCGCCUCUUAUUCAAUUCAAAUGAACACGACCAUUCAGAAGUUUGGGGUCACAUAGAAAUGUCCUUUUUUGGUGGUAGAAAAGCAGUUUUUUUCAAUCAAGAUGACAUUGAAUGAAUCAGAAAUACAAUCUAGACAUUGUUAAUGUGGUAAAUGACUAUUCUAGCUGGAAGUGUUUAAUGGAAUAUCUCCAUAGGGGUACAGAGGAACAUUUCCAGCAACCAUCACUCCUGUGUUCUAAUGCUACAUUGUGUUAGCUAAUGGUGCUGAAAGGCUCAUUGAUGGUUAGAAAACCCUUGUGAGCUUUCAUGGAAAACAUGAAAUCGUCUGGAUGACCCCAAACUUUUAAACGGUAGCGUACAUAUGCCAUACCUUUUAUGUUUUGUUUUCAGGCUGUUUUGAUGGAGAUCAGGUGAUUACAAAAAGAGCAGCGCUUUAUUAACAGCCACGUGAAAGUUGGAUGUAAGGGAAGAAGGGAGAAGUUUGGACUUUCUCUGUUUUUACUUUGUAUUGUCGGCUCAGUGUACUGAUUAAUGACAUGUAGAUAAUGUGUGGGUGUGUGCUUCAGCUUGCCAUACAGUCGUGUUUUACUGCAGGUCCAGAGUUUAUUAUAAGUAGAUUGUGCAACGCUAGGCCUGCUGAAACCCUUUCAAAUGUUCCAAAUAUCCCAACAGAGCCCACUCCUCUUGCUGCUCCGAGGAGCUUAGAACUCUCUGCGCUGAUAUCUCUUCAGCAAUGAACUACAAACUUGAUCUGUAGCCACGUGGCCCAUUAAUAUAAUCUGAAACAUGCUGUGGCAGUUUGGUUUGGGAGAGAUAGAAGACAUAUGUGGCUGCUCUUUGUCUUUUCUCUCGCAGCUUUUCAAGAUUCGUUUUUGUGUUUAUUCAACAGUGACAAUGAGGAUAAGUAGAAAACGUGGUGAGAAAGUAGGUUGACUAACCCCAAACACUCAGUUCUUGGGUAACUUUUCUACUUCAAGAUGUAGCUGUGCAAACAUAAAGAAAAAGAAAAGUUGACUCCUGGGCCAGUGGAAAUGUUUCCCAGAAAGACGUGCCUGAAUUCAAGUGUUCUCUCAGUUUCAAUGCAACCUUUUAAUCAAUGCAAUUCCUAAAGGAAACCUCACAGCGUGUAUUUCUGAACCGUUAUCCGUGUGUUUGUGUCGGUCAGAAUGUAGAAUAGUUAGCUAGCUACCGUUAGCAUCAAAAUGAGCAUCACAGAUCUAUUUUAGAGUUCUUUCUAUGCCUGAAAUUACCAGAAUAUGUCUUAUUCGGGUUAGUAUGAGUGUCCAGAAAGUUCCACUCCUGCAGCUACGCUCUGAUGUCUCCUUUCUAGACACUUAUCUUGAUAACUUCUCAUAACCUCGGACAGCAUUGGCUUCCGUUUCCGUCUCAGGUUUCACACUUGCGGCUCAUUUUCCAAGUUGUUUUCUGCCUUUUUGAUUCUUGUUUUACGACGUCUCACUCACACAGACGCACACUGACAAAUCAGUCGGUUUUUUACCAGAUUUACAAAGGAUUUUUCUACCUCUCUGCGCUCUUCUUCGGCAGUUUCUGUACGUGUGAAGCCCAAAGGAACCUGCUCGGUGCUCAUUUUUGUUUUGUUUUUUGCUUUUAUUUAAUCACUUUUUUUUAUAAAUCUCCAAAAACAAGCUCACGUUUGCAGUGGAAACAGUUUGAAAAAAAGAUUUCAGAUCAUUUUUAAUCACUCAUUCGUUGUUUUGUAUGUCUUUUUAAGGACAUAAGGGCUUCUUGUAACGUUUAGGAAACUGUCGUAGAGCUUCGGUUAAAUGCAUUAAAAUCUCUACUUGAUACCGCAGUCUGCCUGAAAGACGUACAACCAGAUCCUGUGCCUGCUUCACUGUGCCACAUUUAUUAUUCUGAAAUGUGUCACGGGGUAAACGACGCUCAACAGUUUGGAAAAUGAGCCUUUUUCAAGAAGAAAUCAGCAACACUAGCCUUUAGCAGCAGGCUAAGACGGAAAGAUAUUAACAGUAGCACGUGUUUUUCUUACUUAUUGUGAUUAUUUUUUGUGGGAUUCGACGUUCUGUUUUUGUCUCUUCAGCCUGGUUUCCUCGUGAUGUCGUUCACUGAUUUCUAAAUGACGCUAAUAUCACUCUUUUGGUACGUCAUUUUCACUCUAACACCUAUUUAAGUGUAAAUUGUGGACUUUGAUGGAUACGGUGUGCUUUGUAAAAUAAAAUAUUUACUCACCCUA